UAUGAGAAGAAAUAUCCAAAGCCCCAAAACUGUGAACGGUAUGAUUGAUAUAUAUAUACUCUAAAAUGCUCCAUAACCAAAAAACCCUAAUUAUUCAUUCCACUUCCAUCAUCUCCAUUUCUGCUACAACCCUAAACAAUGGCCGCCGCAGCAGCUCGUCCCCUGGUCACUGUCCAUUCUCUUGAAGGAGACAUGGCCACUGAUUCCCCCGUAACUCUUCCCAUUCCCGAUGUCAUGCGCGCUGCGAUCCGCCCUGACAUAGUGAACUUCGUUCACUCCAACAUCUCCAAAAACAGCCGCCAACCCUACGCUGUCAGCCGCAAAGCUGGCCACCAAACAUCCGCUGAGUCCUGGGGUACUGGACGCGCUGUUUCCCGUAUCCCUCGUGUUGCUGGUGGUGGUACUCACCGUGCUGGUCAAGCGGCUUUCGGAAACAUGUGUCGUGGUGGUCGCAUGUUCGCUCCUACCAGGAUCUGGCGCCGCUGGCACCGUAAGAUCAAUGUUAACCAGAAACGUUAUGCUGUUGUUUCCGCUAUUGCUGCAUCUGCUGUUCCUUCCCUUGUUCUGGCUCGUGGUCACCGGAUCGAGUCUGUCCCGGAGUUUCCUCUCGUUGUCGGAGAUUCUGCUGAAGGAGUUGAGAAAACUAAGGAAGCUAUCAAGCUUCUUAAGCAUGUUGGAGCUUUCCCCGACGCCGAGAAAGCAAAGAACAGCCACGGAAUCCGUCCUGGAAAAGGUAAAAUGCGUAACCGUCGCUACAUUUCCCGUAAGGGUCCAUUGAUCGUUUACGGAACUGAAGGAGCUAAAGCUGUUAAGGCUUUCAGGAACAUUCCUGGUGUUGAGAUCACCAAUGUUGAAAGGUUGAAUCUUUUGAAGCUUGCACCUGGUGGUCAUCUUGGUAGAUUUGUGAUUUGGACUAAAACUGCUUUCGAGAAAUUGGAUUCGAUUUACGGGUCUUUUGACAAGGCUUCUGAGAAGAAAAAGGGUUAUGUUCUUCCUAGGGCUAAGAUGGUGAACUCUGAUCUUACCAGGAUUAUUAAUUCUGAUGAGGUUCAGAGUGUUGUUAGGCCUGUUAAGAAGGAUGUUAAGAGGGCUACUUUGAAAAAGAAUCCUUUGAAGAAUCUGAAUGUUAUGCUCAGGCUUAAUCCUUAUGCUAAGACUGCCAAGAGGAUGGCUUUGCUUGCUGAAGCUGAGAGGGUUAAGGCUAAGAAGGAGAAGCUUGACAAAAAGAGGAAAUCUGUUUCCAAGGAAGAAGCUUCUGCAAUCAAGGCAGCAGGAAAAGCAUGGUAUCAAACUAUGGUGUCUGAUUCUGAUUAUACAGAAUUUGAUAACUUCUCCAAGUGGUUGGGCGUCUCACAGUGAAGUCCAGUUAUAUUUUCGCAUUGAACUUUGUUUUCUAGGCUUUACCUUAAAUCUUAAAUGUCUUUGGAUUUUGAGUUUAUUAAAUUUGUAAGGAAUAGCAACUUUUAUCUUGUGCAUUUUCUUUCUUUUUGUUCCUGAAAUGAAAGAUUUUUCCUCUCCUUUUGAA
Molecule: messenger RNA, 1525 nt
Organism: Trifolium pratense (red clover)
Lineage: Eukaryota; Viridiplantae; Streptophyta; Magnoliopsida; Fabales; Fabaceae
Product: 60S ribosomal protein L4
Exons: 2
Coding region: 139-1359 (406 amino acids)
Biological process (GO): translation
Cellular component (GO): cytosolic large ribosomal subunit; ribosome
Molecular function (GO): RNA binding; structural constituent of ribosome
Source: RefSeq, a predicted model, not a curated record